UUAUUACAUAAUAACACGUAUUUACCGUUUAUAGAAAGAAGUGGUUAAUUUAACUUUCAUCCAACAAGUUACCUUUCCUCACAAAUAUUUCAAUAUAUUUGGAAUAUUUUAGUAAGCCAUCGGGAACAGGCACAUGACAUGCUCAUGACGCAACAUUCAUCUUAAGCCCGGACGCAUAUUGUACGUCCGUCCGUGCUUGGCCGAAAAGCUUCCGAAGUUCAAAAUACCAUGUCUAAAGAAGUAAAAGUAUCACGAUGGUAUUUUGGUGGUUUGGCAUCUGCAGGAGCAGCAUGCAUCACACAUCCACUAGACUUGCUCAAGGUUCAAAUGCAGACACAAAAGGGAAAAAAUAUUUCUAUGAUACAACUUACUGGUAUUGUAUUAAAGAACCAAGGAAUCUCAGGGUUGUACAAUGGUAUAUCAGCCUCUUUAUUAAGACAGCUGACAUAUUCCACAUCUAGAUUUGGUAUUUAUGAAAUUUCCAAGCAACAUAUGACACCAAAAGAUGGUAGCGCGAUACCUUUCUACAUGUCAGCAUUUUUAGCUGGGCUUGGUGGAUUUACUGGUGGUUUUGUCGGAAAUCCGGCCGAUUUAGUCAAUGUCAGAAUGCAAAAUGAUGUCAAACUUCCACCUGAGCAGAGGAGAAAUUACAAGAAUGCAAUACAUGGCUUGUGGCGGGUUGCAGUUGAUGAAGGUGUGUUAAGAUUGUGGUCUGGAGCCACCAUGACCUGUACUCGUGCUGCACUCAUGACAAUUGGACAACUGUCAUUCUAUGAUCAAAUCAAGGGACUGCUCCUUUCGUCACCAUACUUUGGAGAAAAUGUUGCCACUCACGUAACAUCCAGCUUAUUAGCGGGUGCGAUAGCAACAACAAUGACUCAGCCCGUGGACGUCCUAAAGACCAGGGCAAUGAAUGCGAAGCCGGGUGAAAUCAAAAGUAUACUCUCACUCGUCAAGAACACCGCAAAAGAGAGUCCCUUGGCGUUUUUCAAAGGAUACAUUCCAGCGUUCGUGAGACUGGCACCACACACUAUUUUGACUUUUGUUUUCUUAGAACAGCUUAGAAUGAAUUUUGGAAUUUUGAAAAGUCAAUCGUAAAUGUCGAAAUUUGUUUUCGUUGUUGCUUUAUUUUAAAUUUUAAAUUUUUAGCGUUUUAAUUGUUAGAUAGCUGGUCUAUUUUAGUUAAUUCCAAUGAUAGUUUUCGCGAAAAUUCACAAAGUGAAACAGUUAUAGUUACCUCGGCAAUUUUAUUUAAUAAUUUAAGAUUUUUAUUUUAUGAAGGAAAGUUAAUUUUAUGUUAUAUUUUGACAUUUCUGUUUUUUACAAAAACUACACAGAAAAUAUUUGUUAUUUAUUUAUUUAUUUAUUUGUGAUGUAAUUGAAAUUAAUACUUUUUUGACAAAUUUACAACAUGACCAAUAUUUAUAGCGUUUACUCUUAAAGGAUUUAAUGGUUAAAAAUUGUUAAUAGUUGUUGUCGUACAUCGUUGUCGUCUUCCUAUUAAACAUCUUGAAAGAACGCUUAUUAAAAUAUCUUAACCUGUUAAAAAAAUACCCAAAGAUCGUUUUAUAGAAAGUUCACGCAAACAUUAUAAGUAGGUACUAGAAACAAAGACUUUUUAAGAGUAUAACUUCAUAUUUAGUAAUACCCAAAACUAAUUAACGAUCCCGGGUGGCCAAUAAACUAAUUUAGAGAAUUAAAAAGGGCAGAAAGACGGUAAAAAAAAAAGAAACUACUCGUACUUUCUUAGGGACCGCCGACAGACCGUUUUAUACGAAAUAAAACUGUAGCCAUUACUGUAUUCAGUAGUAGCGAUUGUAUACACAAAUCUAUAUUUUCUAAAAAAAAAUUGGCUUAUAAAUUUUGGUAUAAAUCACACUAUUUUGGGCAAAAGACCUCUUUUCCGAAACGAACUAAUACCUCAAACCCCUAUGACAAAAUUACUUUUAAAAUCAUAUCUAUAAUUUUUUUCCUAUCUCCUUUCCUUUCUUAUCUAAAAACCUCUCGCUUGGUUAAGCGAGUAGAAUUGAUAUCAUUUUCUUAUCAAAGUUCAACAAAAGAAGUGACAAAAUUCAGUAAAUAUCGAGUUUAUUAAUACAAAUUACAUACAUACAUAAAACUAGCUAGAAUGUAAUUAUUUUUCGAAAAAGACAUUAAAAUCGCAAAGUAAAGAUAUAAACAUAAGAACUUAAUUAAUAGGGAUCGAUUUUAAGACCUCGUCAAUCCCCCAAAUCAGUUUUCAUUUAUGUCGGCCACUUUGUGCAUCCUUGGUCUAACCAAAACGAGUGUUUUUCAUUUACGAGCCCUGAAGACUGUUUAAAAUUACUGAACUAAAACAACAAUCAAGAAUUCUGCAGAGAUUCGAUCUUUUAGAAAUAAAUGUAAUUAAUAUGCCAGUGUAAUAAAAUUUGUUAAGUUUCUUAACACGAUUGUUGAUCAAUCGAAAACAAAUUAAGCAUCAACAAACCGAUUUAAUAGGUACCUAAUUUAAAAAUUAAGAAACGUUGAAUGUUUUGUGCCAAUACAUGUUCGUAUAAAAUAAGUUAGUUUAAAACUUUACUGACCUCGUCACAAAAUUCCACGACAUGAAACUUUAUUUUUUAUACUUUUUAUUGGUUAUACAUUCCUUGGAAUAUUUAUUUAUAAAUAGAUUCUAAGGCAUUGUGAGGAAUGCUAAAUUGUGAAACUUAUUUAUUCUGUCCAAUUUAUGUACCCGUCUUCUUAUUUGUUGUCAACGAAAACAAAAUUGAAUUUUACAAAUGUAGGCUGUAUCCAACCUUAUAAUUCGUUUGAUGUAGAAUAACUCUCUAUAAUAAAAUAAUAGUCACCUAACCCAUAAAUAGCUCAUAAAGAACUCUUGCCGGAAACGGAAUAUACUCUAAAUUAAUAAUUAUUCACACUGGGAGAUUUAGCUGAGUUAUUUGUUCGAGAUUACGAUUUUUAAUACUUUUCUCUCGGCUGUGCUUCGAGGAGGUUAUGUUGAGACAGCCUCCUUCGUGAAUUUUAUCUGACGGCAACUUCAAUAGGACUAGAUAGAAUAUUUUAAACCCUAUCGAACGCCUUUGUGAUAUCACGGCCCAAAUAAAAACCCCGAACUCAUUUUCCGUGACUUAAUGUAAGAUCGUUUGGGUGCGCACAUUUUGAAUACCAUGUCGUUUAUUCAAUGCUGUAAACCAUUCGAAGACGGAAGCCUCCGAUUUCAAGCAAUGAACUCCAAAGUUGCUAUUGGGACAGUUUGCGAGUCGGUUAAUAAUGUAGAUGAGUUAUAUGUGCUUGUCGUCUGACAUGAAAUAAUAUAAAUUUGCUUACCUGCGCUCUACGCACCAUUUGCUAUAAGCAAAACGUCUGUGACGCUUAUCAAUCAAAUGAGCAAUUGCGUGCACAGUACAAUCUAAAAAAGAGUCGUGCGUAUAAGUCCAAAUUAAACAAAACUUAUGAAAGUAUGGACGAUGCACAGAGAUAUACACUGCUCUCGUUUCCACUCGUCGUUUGUAAUUAUGCAUAUUGGCCCGCUUCCACAUGGCCACGAUAUUUGCAAACGUGUUUUAGAUGAUGAUACAAUGUUGUAUAGAUAACCUAUCACCAUUAUUAUACGAACUCCUAAACUAAAAAAAGUUCUAAUGAAUAGUAGUACUACCGUGUACUGCUAGCGUUAACAUUCAGCCUUGACGCUAUUUGCAAUGUGCAUAAUUAGCACUGGUUACUUAUAGGCAUAAUUAGUACUUAUUCUAGGACUGCGAUGAACUCCAACGGCUAGAGUUCAAAGUUUAGGAUAAAGAUAAAAUAUUUCAUCCCCUGAAACCAUAUUUUGAAAACGAUGCGCAUAGUAGAAGCGUGGAAUCCUCUGUAAGACUAGAUUCUAUUGUCGAAACAGCAGAAAUCAGACGAUCCAAAAAAAGCACCUGUACUAUGUGAGAUCUGUUUUCGAAAUAAAAUACAAUAGGGGUAAUAUAAAUAUCAGUCAUUAAUAGUAUUUGGGGCUUCAUGUUCAAAAUUAUGGAUUGCUUUCUGGGGCCUCGAAGGCAACGUGCUUGAAGACAAUUUCAAGAUUUUGGUAGACAUGAUUAUUCCCGCAGUAAAAAUUGAAAAAAAAAAUCACAUUAACCAUGGGAAUCUUCCGAAAAAGCUGUAGAUAUUAGUGCUAUUUCUACUCCGGUUUUCUUUCGAUUAGAAACAAAACGAACUUACGGAGCUGAACCCAAGCUAACUUUCGAAAGGAAAUUCUACAUGGUAUGAAGUGAAAACUCAAAGGAUGUGAUAAAAACGUAUAACUUUCAGUUCUCGUAAUAUUUUACCCUAAGGUUUUUCUCAUCCCUGCUAACUAGUUG
Molecule: messenger RNA, 4328 nt
Organism: Bombyx mandarina (wild silkworm)
Lineage: Eukaryota; Metazoa; Arthropoda; Insecta; Lepidoptera; Bombycidae
Gene: Dic1
Product: Dicarboxylate carrier 1
Source: RefSeq, a predicted model, not a curated record